CGGAUUAACUCACUUUCCCCUCUGUUCUUCACUGCGGAGCUCCUGCACAAACCACCCCCCAUCUCACAUCGUCUUGUUCAAAACUAGACGUCCCCUUUCGCAUUCUUACUGCCUUCCUUCUCGGAAGUCACUUUAUCUAUUUAUUAACCCUCCCGCGUGAGACGCGCACAAGUGCUUCCCUUGGCGCGUUUCUGGAUUUCCAUCAACCGCAAUCAUGGCGCCCGCAAAGCAGAAAGCCCAGAAGAUGUCUAUCAGCACCUUCUUAGCUGAUGAGAACUAUGGCUCUUGGGCCGAUGAGAUGGAAGACAUGCCUUUGCCUGCUGCCUCUCAGCCUAGGUUUGACAGCGACCGCCGUUUUGGUGGCCCAUCUUCUGCUGGGUUUGGCAAUGGCUUUGGUGGUGAACGUGAACGUGGCGGUUAUGCCGUCAGGGAGCCCCUCCCCCUCCCCACUCAGCCCCCUUAUACUGCUCACGUCGGAAACCUGUCCUUUGAUGCGACUUCGGAUGAUAUCUCUGAGCUUUUCGCCGAAUGUGCUGUGACAAACGUUCGUGUUGUGGAAGAUAAGUUGACGAAAGCCCCCAAGGGUUUCGGAUACAUCGAAUUCGAGACCGUGGACGGCUUGAAAAAGGCUCUUGACCUCUCUGGCGCUACCCUUCAGGGAAGAGCCAUCCGGGUUAGCAUCGCAGAGCCUCCCAAGGAACGCGACGUCAAGGAAUUCGACUGGACUCGCAAGGGCCCUCUUCCCGCCCCCGAGGCUCCGCGCCGUGUGCCAGACCGCUCCUCUUUCGGACGCAACCUUGACAACUUCUCUGAUGCUGGUAGUGAACGUGGUGGACGUCGCAACUUCGAAUCCGACGGCAAGUUCCGCGAUUUCGGUAACUGGGAACGAAAGGGUCCUCUUUCUCCAACCGGGCCAGUGAGGGAAGGUGGUCGUCCCCAGACCAACGAGGGACCGGGCUUCAGAAAGAGCUCACCUGCCUGGGGUGAAGGACGGUCUCAGGAUGGCUCGAGACCCCCACGACGGGAAUUCCAGGAACGGGCACCCACUGCAGCUGAACUGGACAACUCUUGGAGAUCCCGGAUGCGACCUGAUCAGGCCAAGGAGCCUAGCAAUCCUCCCUCCCCUGCUGCCGCUCCUGCAUCGCCUGUCGCCCCUACAAGGCCGAGACUAAACCUUCAAAAACGGACUGUGACAGAGGCUGUGUCUAGCCCAGCUGCCAGUGGCGAAUCGAAGGCCAGCCCCUUCGGUGGCGCCCGUCCGAUUGAUACCGCUGCGAGAGAGAAGGAAGUUGAGGAACGGCGCCAGCUGGCAUUGCGGCAGAAGAAGGAGGCAGACGAGAAGGCCAAGUCUGAAAAGAGCGAGAAGCAACGACCUGCCAAGGAUCAGCCCAAGGCCGAGAAGAGCGGUGCACCAGCCGAUCCCAACGGCAAGGACGUUGUUGAGACCCCCCAGGGCGGGAAGAGCUUCGAGAUCCUCCGGCGGGCCGGCGAGGAUGAGAGUGGCAUGGCUGCGGACCAAGAUCAAGGAGAGGAGGCCAAACCUACUGCGAAGGCCGAAGCCUCGAACGAGGCCGCUAGCAAGGAAAAUGGUAGCUGGAGGCGCGGUCCUGCUAAGCCAGCCGAAGCUGCAGCAGACGAUGAAGGCUGGAGCACCGUGGGCUCAAGGCAACGCAACAAUCGCCGUGGAGCCGGCCGUACGUUCGCAUAGAUCUAACGAUACCCCGAAUGCAGUCAUUGUCCGACCGAAACUUCGCAUUCCUUGCAGAACGAAAUCUAGCUCAUGAGGCUCUUCUUUUGGUGCCCCCUGCUUUGCCAUCGCUUCCGGCUAUCUUCGGGUAGCACGUUUCUUGAGUUUUCCUCUGCGAACAACAUUCCUUUUCCCUUAAUGAGAUUUUUUGGCUAUGUUGAUGGCUGUU
Molecule: messenger RNA, 1916 nt
Organism: Aspergillus alliaceus
Lineage: Eukaryota; Fungi; Ascomycota; Eurotiomycetes; Eurotiales; Aspergillaceae
Product: translation initiation factor 4B
Exons: 7
Coding region: 215-1708 (497 amino acids)
Molecular function (GO): RNA binding
Source: RefSeq, a predicted model, not a curated record